Messenger RNA from Dicentrarchus labrax (European seabass), 5077 nucleotides. It is a transcript of the gene xpo1a, whose product is annotated as exportin 1 (CRM1 homolog, yeast) a. The record is from RefSeq and is a predicted model, not a curated record. Gene Ontology annotation, biological process: ribosomal large subunit export from nucleus; ribosomal small subunit export from nucleus; protein export from nucleus. Gene Ontology annotation, molecular function: small GTPase binding; nuclear export signal receptor activity. The transcript has 25 exons. Lineage: Eukaryota; Metazoa; Chordata; Actinopteri; Moronidae. Gene Ontology annotation, cellular component: cytoplasm; nucleus. Bases 684 to 3884 code for a protein of 1066 amino acids.
GCGCGCGGCGGGCCGAAGCACCGAGAAUGAAUAUCCCGGUCUCAACCGGUUCCAACCGGUCCGCGGCUGGAAGCAUGAGCUUAGAGGAAGAGCACACUGGCACGCAUUAAAACACCUCCUGCUCUCUAACAGUGUGCGCGAAUAGCAUCAGAAAUAAAAAGGAGACUCUCUCUCACUUUCGCGGUUAUGACCCGGAAUACCGCUCCCGUGCUGUUAGCUUAGCUUAGCUUUACGUUAGCCGGCAGACUUGAAUCAUCAUUGACUUUUCCCAUUUAGCGAGCUAAGUUGCUAUUAGCCUGGUGGGAGUCGGCUGCGGUGGUUGGUAGCUGAAGAAAGAUAUGUUUCAGGCUGGUUGGAGGCGGGAGAAACUAUAAGCUGUGCUCAAAGGUUCUUUAUUUUUUAUUAUUUUAAACACAUCGCCAAGAAUCGAUAAGUAUCCGACGUGUUUUUUUUAAAAUUAGCGCUGUUAGCUUAGUGUCAUCCAGGAAAGCUAACGUUAGCUUUUCGGGGCUAACGAAGGUUAGGAGCUGUGUAAAGGUGUGUGCCAUGAGAUAACACUGCCCCGGUGCUUUCACAUCGAUAGUCCCCGGUCUUCAUCUACCGAGUCACUACCAGCUCAACCGGCGCUUGUUUUUGUUUUGUUUUUUCCCCCCACGAGCAGGAGCGGACACACCAGAAUCUCUAUGCCAGCAGAAAUGACGAUGUUGGCCGAUCACCCAGCCAGACAGCUGCUGGACUUCAGUCAGAAACUGGACAUCAACCUGUUGGACAAUGUCGUCAACUCCAUGUACCACGACAUUGGAUCCCAGCAACGAGUGGCCCAGGAAGUUCUCACCAACCUGAAGGACCAUCCAGACGCCUGGAUGAGGGUCGACACCAUCCUGGAGUUCUCUCAGAACAUGAAAACUAAAUAUUACGCACUGCAGAUUCUGGAGACAGUCAUCAAAACACGCUGGAAGAUUCUCCCAAGGAAUCAGUGUGAAGGUAUCAAGAAAUAUGUUGUUGGGUUGAUCAUCAAGACUUCGUCUGAUCCUGCAAACAUGGAGAAGGAGGGAGUGUACAUUUCAAAGCUCAACAUGAUCCUCGUACAGAUCCUGAAGCAGGAAUGGCCCAAACACUGGCCCACCUUCAUCAGCGACAUCGUGGGUGCGAGUCGGACGAGCGAGAGCCUCUGUCAGAACAACAUGAUCAUCCUCAAACUGCUCAGCGAGGAGGUUUUUGACUUCUCCAGUGGCCAGAUGACCCAGGUGAAGGCCAAGCACCUCAAAGACAGCAUGUGCAACGAGUUCUCCCAAAUAUUCCAGCUGUGCCAGUUUGUGAUGGAAAACUCCCAGAAUGCCCCGCUGGUCCAUGCCACGCUGGAGACUCUCCUUCGCUUCCUGAACUGGAUUCCUUUAGGUUACAUCUUCGAGACCAAGCUCAUCAGCACUCUGGUCUACAAGUUCUUGAACGUGCCCAUGUUUCGCAAUGUGACGCUGAAAUGUUUGACGGAGAUCGCCGGAGUGAGCGUCAACCAGUACGAGGAGCAGUUUGUCAACCUGUUUACCCUAACCAUGUGCCAGCUCAAACAGAUGCUGCCUUUGAACACUAACAUCAGACUGGCCUACGCCAACGGGAAGGACGACGAGCAGAACUUCAUCCAGAACCUCAGCCUGUUCCUCUGCACCUUCCUCAAAGAACACGGCCAGCUCAUCGAGAAGAGACCCAACCUGCGAGAGACUCUGAUGGAGGCCCUGCACUACAUGCUGCUGGUGUCGGAGGUGGAAGAGACGGAGAUCUUUAAGAUCUGUCUGGAGUACUGGAACCACCUGGCGGCAGAGCUCUACAGGGAGAGUCCCUUCUCCACCUCCAGCACCCCACUGCUGUCUGACGUCCCGCCUCGCAGACACCUCUACCUGCCUGUGCUCUCCCAGGUGCGUUUGCUCAUGGUCAGCCGCAUGGCCAAACCAGAGGAGGUGCUGGUGGUGGAGAACGACCAGGGCGAAGUGGUCAGGGAGUUCAUGAAGGACACAGACGCCAUUAACCUUUACAAGAACAUGAGAGAGACUCUGGUGUACCUAACCCAUCUGGACUAUGCCGACACUGAACGCAUCAUGACGGAGAAGCUCCACAACCAGGUGAACGGCACCGAGUGGUCGUGGAGGAACCUGAACAUGCUCUGCUGGGCCAUCGGCUCCAUCAGCGGAGCGAUGCACGAGGAGGACGAGAAGAGGUUCCUCGUCACCGUCAUCAAGGACCUGCUCGGCUUGUGUGAGCAGAAAAGAGGGAAGGACAACAAGGCCAUCAUAGCGUCCAACAUCAUGUACAUUGUGGGCCAGUAUCCUCGCUUCCUCCGAGCCCACUGGAAGUUCCUCAAGACUGUCGUCAACAAACUGUUUGAGUUCAUGCACGAGACUCAUGACGGCGUGCAGGACAUGGCAUGUGACACCUUCAUCAAGAUCGCCCAGAAGUGCCGGCGUCAUUUUGUCCAGGUUCAGGUCGGCGAGGUGAUGCCCUUCAUCGACGAGAUCCUCAACAACAUCAACACCAUCAUCUGUGACCUGCAGCCACAGCAGGUCCAUACGUUUUAUGAGGCUGUUGGCUACAUGAUUGGAGCUCAGAACGACCAGGCGGUUCAGGAGCUUCUGAUAGAGAAGUACAUGCUGCUGCCCAACCAGGUGUGGGACAGCAUCAUCCAGCAGGCCACCAAGAACGUGGACAUCCUGAAGGAUGCGGAGACGGUGCGUCAGCUGGGCAGCAUCCUAAAGACAAACGUCAGGGCCUGUAAAGCUGUCGGUCAUCCCUUUGUUGUCCAGCUGGGACGAAUCUACCUGGACAUGCUCAACGUCUACAAGUGCCUGAGUGAAAACAUCUCCUCGGCUGUCCAGACCAACGGUGAGAUGGUGACCAAGCAGCCUCUGAUCAGGAGUAUGAGGACGGUGAAGAGAGAGACCUUGAAGCUGAUCUCAGGCUGGGUCAGUCGCUCCAACGACCCUCAGAUGGUGGCAGAAAACUUUGUGCCCCCCCUGCUGGAGGCGGUGCUCAUCGACUACCAGAGGAACGUCCCAGCCGCCCGGGAGCCUGAGGUCCUCAGCACCAUGGCGACCAUCGUCAACAAGCUGGGAGUCCACAUCACAGGAGAGAUCCCCAAGAUCUUUGACGCCGUCUUUGAGUGCACUUUGAACAUGAUCAACAAGGACUUUGAAGAAUUCCCAGAACACAGAACCCAUUUUUUCUACCUCCUUCAAGCCGCCACCUCCCAGUGCUUCCCAGCCUUCCUGUCCAUCGCCCCGGCACAGUUCAAACUGAUCCUAGACUCCAUCAUCUGGGCCUUCAAGCACACGAUGAGGAAUGUGGCCGACACAGGUCUCCAGAUCCUUUACACCCUCCUGCAGAACGUUUCUGGCGAGGAGGCAGCAGCACAGAGCUUCUACCAGACGUACUUCUGUGACGUCCUUCAGCACAUCUUCUCUGUGGUUACAGACACCUCUCACACUGCAGGUCUGACCAUGCACGCCACCAUCUUGGCCUACAUGUUCAACCUGGUGGAGGAGGGGAAGGUCAGUGUUGCUCUGAGCGCCGCCAGUCCGGCCAACAACCAGGCACACGUCCAGGAGUACAUCGCCAACCUGCUGAAGACGGCCUUCCCCCAUCUGCAAGAUGCCCAGGUGAAGGUGUUCGUAACGGGUCUGUUCAGCCUGAAUCAAGACAUCCCCGCCUUCAAGGAGCACCUGAGGGACUUCCUCGUGCAGAUCAAGGAGUUUGCUGGCGAGGACACGACGGACCUGUUCCUGGAGGAGAGGGAGACGGCUCUGCGCCAAGCCCAGGAGGAGAAACACAAGCUCCAGAUGUCAGUGCCCGGCAUCCUCAACCCUCACGAGCUGCCGGAGGAGAUGUGCGACUGAAGCGGCGGCGGCGGCGCGUACAAAAACGGCACUGAAGGGGGAAAGGUCAAGAGAGAGCAAGGGCGCUUCCUGUUGAUAAAUAGUUUUCUUUUCAAGUGUGUUUGUGUGCGAGUGUGUGUGUUUGAAAAGAGAAUGAGGGGCCAUAGGAAGGACCCCAGCACUCGGUUGUACGUCGACCAAAUCAAUGUCAAUAUGUAAAUGAGAAUCGUCCCCCUGACCCCCCCUCCACCCUGGCGCGGAUUCUUUUUUUUUUUUUUUUCUUUUUCCUACAAACUUAUUUUAUACAAAGAUUUUUUUUUUUGUGUGUAAUAUGCCAUCUUUUGUUAAUCCUUUGCUAAUUAAAGCUUUAUGUUUGGCCAUAUGGUUCUUCUACACCUGCAUGAAGUUGAAAGAAUUUUCGGUUAUUUUUAAUCCCUCUUCACCCUCCAUUCACCUCCUCUUCCUAUUUGUUAAUAUGUAAUAUAUAAUGUUCAAACACUUGCAAUGGUUAGUUGACUAAUUGCUCUGGUUUCAGAAGUGCCAUGUGCAUGGUGCAGGACGAAUGUGACCCUCAAGGGGGGGUAGACAUGUACUUCCUUGCUUCCUUUGUUGUCUUGUUUUGGUUUGUUUAGUGUGUUUUUUUUUUUUUUCUUUUAUUCUGGCUCUCUGUGUCGGAGCUUCAGUUGGACCGCUCUGCGUUUGGAUGAGAAGGAAGGCUGUAUGCAUAUCAUCCUGUUUGUAAAGCUGUCUUAGUACUCUGAGAAUAUAAAGUUGGCUAUUUUUACAAAAAAAAAAAAAAAACCUGCUGUGAGACUCUGCUUCUUACCCAAAAGCCCCGAAGGUUUACGGAAAGCCUGGAAAAGACGAGGAAUGUCACACCUCGGCUUCCAGGACAUGAAGGGUUAUUGCAAAUGACAUGUUUCUAAAAGGUUCUGGAAAGUUGGAAAUAGUUUUUUUUAAGCUUGGCUGUGUAGGUUUAGUUGUGUUUCUCGGGGGUCAUUGCAGGGGAGUGACCCCCCCCGACCAGGUGGAAAGAUGUGGAGUGAAACUAAAGUUGAAUGGACCUUUUCUCACAGCAGACGUUUUAGCUCCAGUACGACACUGAACUACUGAACAUAACAUUAUUAAUUGCAACCAUCGAUGUCAUCAGCUCCACCUGUGAUUUCCCUUCUACAACACCAAAUGUCUAGUGUAAAUAAAAGUAUUUGACUCGG